AUAAUGGGACGUGACUCCGCUAAUUCGGUUUUUACAAGAGGAAAGUGUAAAAGAAUUUAACCAUUUUCAUUUUGUUUGAUCAAGUGAUUUAUAAAAAUCCAGAGAGUCAUCAGAACUCCUUGCUCUUGUUCUUACUCUGACAUAAAAAAUUAGGAUGAAAAAAAUGGUUUUAUAUUCUUCUUUCAAAUUGUACUCUGUCAAAAUAUUUCACGGCAAAGCAAAUGGUUUAUGGUUUAUUAUCGAAAAAUGGUGCGUGUUUUUUUGCUCGCCGUUUUCUAUGCUGUUGCAUUAAAAGCCGUGGUGGCCGAAAAUGGAAAUGAAGUGAAACGAGGUGCAUUUCCUUUCAUGGCUUUUCUAUACUACACGGAUGAAACAAUACUUGAUGAUGAUGGUGACAGAUUUACUAGAAGCGCUGCAUUGAUUAGAAAUGAUUGGCUAAUAUCUUCUGGCGAUGUGUCUAUUGUAUUCCCACUUAAAACUCUGUUAGCUAGACUUGGAGCCGUCAACAUAGAUAAGAAUUUCACUAUAAAUGAGGAUGAAGAAGAACAAGAACGUGAGGUAAUCCUAAUAUUGCGCCCGUACAACUAUAGUGCAACAGAAUGGUGGAAGACUGAUAUAUCCUUGCUGAAGACUCUGUUGCCGUUCAAUAUGACGACGACUGUUGCACCAGCUACGUUAAUCAGUAACUUUGAUAUUGUUCUAAAAAACUGCUACAUUCUCGUCUAUGCUAGACGCGAUAAUACUACAGAACGUUCCCUUCUAAAAAUUAAUGUAGAACUUUUACCACCGGCGCAAGAACAUUGUGGAAAUUAUUAUAGGAAGGAAAGUAUGAUAUGCGCAGAGAGUGAAAAGAGUAACAACGCCUUAGCGGAUCCUAAUUUUUGUAAGGGUAAUAGUGGAGGCCCUCUCGUAUGCGACAGUAAAUAUAUUGGUCUACAAACAUACAUUAAUGAUUGUAAGCAGCCUUAUCUCUAUCAGUUUGUCCCUGGAUGGAAUAAAUUUAUUGCAUGUGCUGCAAAAGAACGGUACUUAACACAAUCUUGUGCUGACAUUUGCGAAGUAAUUUUUAAAGAUCCACCAUCUUCUACUAUAAUAGAUACGACAAAAGUUUCCGAUAUAACAGGUAAUAAAAUGGAUAAAUCGAUUGAUAAGGCGGUAGUCGAUAAAUUGGAUACUCAAUCGGUUUUAACUGAGUCGGAAUAUACUCAGUUUAACACUGAUGCAACUGAUAGUUCUACAGUUGUGAAGGUAGAAGAAGCUGCAGCCAUAAAUGAGCAUGAUACAGAAGUUCUGAGCACUAAAAUAAAUCAAGAAACUAGUAAGAUAACCACGACUAUUACUACUAUUUUGAUAGAAAAUUUCUCUCAUGAUACUACUUCAACGUCCACUGAUUCGACCUAUGCGGAAGACGACGACAUGAUGGAAACUACAGUAGAACGUGAACGAAAGAGUCAUAUUGCAGCUAAGCAUCAAUUAGUACGCGGUGAAGCGUCACUUAAUAUUCCAUCUCUUUUUCAUUAUUUAAUGACCUCUGUUUAUGUCCUGGCAUAUACUUAGAUCGUUACUUUAUCAAUUAAAUUAAAAUGUAUUGAAUUCUUAAUAAAAUUUUCUGUUUAA
Molecule: messenger RNA, 1617 nt
Organism: Maniola jurtina (meadow brown)
Lineage: Eukaryota; Metazoa; Arthropoda; Insecta; Lepidoptera; Nymphalidae
Product: snake venom serine protease homolog
Exons: 6
Coding region: 229-1557 (442 amino acids)
Biological process (GO): proteolysis
Molecular function (GO): serine-type endopeptidase activity
Source: RefSeq, a predicted model, not a curated record